This is a messenger RNA of Cydia fagiglandana, 1887 nucleotides long. Its product is annotated as luciferin 4-monooxygenase-like. The coding region runs from base 220 to 1887 and encodes 555 amino acids. The transcript has 9 exons. NCBI's taxonomy places the organism in Eukaryota, Metazoa, Arthropoda, Insecta, Lepidoptera, Tortricidae. Gene Ontology annotation, molecular function: CoA-ligase activity. The record is from RefSeq and is a predicted model, not a curated record.
UUAAAGUCGUGUUUUCUAAAUUACAUUAGUAAUUAGUAAUUUUAAAUCAAUAAUUAGCAGAUGUCGUUAUCAAAGUGGGUUACAAAAAUUUAACUAAACGAGUCUACCUACUUACAAGUUGCUAGGUACAUUUGUUGAUUAAAUUGUUUCUUGUAUAAUAAAAGUCGUCGCAAUCAUUAGCAGCGGUUUAUUGUGUUGUUAGUCUUCAAAAACGUAACAAUGAUACACGGGGAAGGUGAAGUAUUGGUGCCAGCACAUUUGAACUUUGGUAGAUUCGUUUUGGACCGUCUGCGGGGGGCGAAGCCAGAUCAAACGUGCUUGCGAAACUGCACGUCCGGUGAGCAGUUGACGUUUAGAGAGUUUACGCAGUAUGCAGUCAGGCUGGGAGCGGCGCUGGCGCAGCUGGGAGUGGGGAGGGGGGACACCGUGGCGUUGGGGGGUGAGCCCCGCGUCACAUUUAUGGCCACCGGGCUGGCGGUUGUGGUGACCGGCGCGGCAUACACGCCUAUACCCCUCAGUUGUGGAUCAGCAACCCUGACGCACAAGUUAAAGCUAACAAAGCCAAAGUACUUCAUCUGUACUCGCCUGUUCUGGGAAACCCACAGCACGACACUGAAGAGUUUGGAUUUCAUCGAAACCUUCAUUUGUUUCGACGAUAUUGAAGACAUAAAGUUAUCUGUGAAAGAGUUAGUCUCAAGCCAAAGCCACGUGGAUGUAGACGCGUUUGAGCCCGCUGUUGUGAGUGGAGACGAGGUGGCUGUAGUGUUGUAUUCGUCCGGGACUACUGGAAUGUCUAAAGGAGUGAUGAUAACGCACCUCAGCUGUAUUGUGAGGUGUGAUACGCAAGGUUGGUAUGGCUUCGAUUCUUUGCAAACAGCCUACUUCGCGGGUGACGACCAGUGUGGCUCUUACGGCAUUUUUCCGGUGUAUACGUUUUGGUGCGCGGGGAAAACUAUGGUCUACUCGGAAGAUGACGUGGACUUGAGAAUUAUACAAGACUAUAAGGUUGAUGUUAUGCCCACCGUCCCAGCAUUUGCGGAAGAGCUGCUGAACUCUAAAGGUGAAUACGACCUGAGUUCGCUGAAGAUAAUUUAUACUGGUACCGCGCCUCUUCAUCUCUCGACUGCAAAAGCAUUCAAGGAAAGGCAAGCACAACACCCACCUGGAGAGAGUACUCUCUAUUGGCCCUGUCUACCUUUCUACAUGGUCACUGGCCACGCGAAAAAUUUCAAAAUAUUCCUAACUCAUGAAAAAAAACUUUGCAGGUACCCAAACAUUGAGCUGCUAAAUAUAUAUGGCACGACCGAAGCUCAUAUGAUAACAACACAAGGCCCUUCGCCUAUUGGAACUACAACUAUUGGCGUCGCCGCUCCGGGUGUUACCAUUAAGGUCGUCGAUACAGAAACGCGGGCGACACUAGGCCCGAACCAGCGCGGCGAGAUCUGCGUCCGAAGUCCUUUCCUCAUGAAGGGCUACCUGGGGGCUACCGCGGGCUACCUGGACGAGCAGGGGUUCUACCUGACGGGCGACCUGGGCUAUUAUGACGAGCAGAAGAAGUUCUAUCUCGAGGGGAGGCUGACUGAUAUUAUACAUCAUCAUUUGGGAUAUAAGAUAUCACCACUAGAGUUGGAAGAAAUCCUGUUGGGUCACCCGGCGGUGCGCGAGGCGGGGGUGGUGGGGCUAGCAGAGGGGGGAGGGGAGCGCCCCGCCGCCGCUGUGGUUCUGCGCCCCGGCGCCAGCGCUACAGAGGCCGAGCUGCAAGACUAUGUAGACUCGAAGGUAACUUGGUAUAUGAAGCUCAGCGGUGGUGUGAGGUUUGUAUGUGAGCUGCCGCGGAACGCACAGCAGAAAAUAUUACGGCGGACACUCAAGGACAUGCUGGCCUGA